GAAGGGGUUAUUGGAAAUAGCGGGGUUUUAGGAUUGUCUUUAGCAACCGACCUCUCCGAUUACUCCAACGGCGGUGUGUGUGUGUGAAACGGCGUUAAUGUUUUAUAUCUCUCUGCCGGCUUUUUAUCUCUCUCUUUUGUUUUUUUUUUCAACGGCUGCGAUUUAUUUUUCUUCUCUGUGACCAAACCCAUCUUCAAAGGUUUUCUCUUUCUUCACUCUUUUUUUUUUUUUCUUCUUUUUCCUUUUUGUUUGUCGUUCCCAGAAUUUUCAUCAAAGUUUCUCCGAUCUCCAGGUUUCCAAGGAAACUCAAUUUUAGACGCAAGAGCAAACUCCAAAACUCAAAUUUUGUUGUUUUUUUUUAUCAUAAAGUUUUGAUAUUUAUUCUUUAUUUGAGUAAAUAAAUGGGAUAUGAGCUUGAUCGAGAUGUUGUUCGGUGGGGUCUUCAUGAUCUGGAGGUUUGUACGCUUACCAAUGCUGGUUCUUCCACUAGUGUAACACGGUAUGAGCCAGAUGCUGGUACUCAAGGCUAUGUUACAGAAGGUUACAAUCAGCCUGUGACUGCUGGUUAUGUAGACAAUGAUGCUGUCAUUGCUCAGUUUUAUCAAGACGAGUUGUCUAGACUUGCUCAAGCCGAAGCAUCCGGGAUCAAUAAUCCUAAUCGGAACUCUGUUGUUGAACAAGAGUGGCCUCACUCUCAUCAAGUGAAGGACCAUCAAGGGGAAGGUGUUGAUAUUUACCAGGAAAGUGAUAUUCUUCAUAAUCACAACAGUGACAUGGAUGAUAAGAAUGCUGCAAUGUGGAACCAAGGAGGGCAAAGUUCCCCAUCUCAUGAUGAUGACUCAGUUUGUUCUGUAGAAAUAGAAGAAGAGUCUUGGUCAGAGUUUGGGAAGCGACUGAACGAAAUGAUACCUAUUGCUCACGUGCCGAAAAUUAAUGGUGAAUUACCGUCAGAGGAUGAGCAGGUUUCUGAUCAUGAACGGCUAUUUCAGAGAUUACAGCUUUAUGGCUUGGUGGAGAACAAGAUUGAAGGAGAUGGAAACUGCCAGUUUCGGUCACUAUCAGAUCAGCUUUAUCGCUCUCCAGAACACCAUCAUUUUGUCAGAGAACAAGUUGUUAAUCAGCUUGCAUAUAAUCGAGAGAUGUAUGAAGGUUAUGUUCCAAUGGCGUUCAAUGACUAUCUUAAAACAAUGAAACGGAAUGGAGAAUGGGGUGAUCAUGUUACACUUCAGGCUGCUGCUGAUUGGUUUGGUGUUCGGAUGUUUGUGAUAACUUCAUUUAAGGAUACAUGUUACAUUGAGAUCUUGCCGCAUUUUCAGAAGUCUAAUCGCCUUAUAUGUUUAAGCUUCUGGGCUGAGGUUCAUUACAAUUCAAUCUAUCCUGAAGGAGAGCUGCCUAUACCGGAAAGCAAGAAGAAGAAGAAAUUUUGGGUUUUCUGAGCUCUCUUCCUUCCUUUUGAUGGUGGAACCAAGCUGGUGAAGUCUGCAUAUUAUUAUGUUUAUUCUUUUGACUAACUUAGAAUUUUUAGUUGUAGAGAGCAAUUUGCUCUUGUAUAUAGUGAACAUAAUCCAAUUAACUAUAGCCUUAGUUCAUUUUUUAAAUAAAAGUCUCUUAUUUCCA
Capsella rubella is the source of this 1617-nucleotide messenger RNA. RefSeq lists its product as uncharacterized. Bases 402 to 1436 code for a protein of 344 amino acids. Gene Ontology annotation, molecular function: cysteine-type deubiquitinase activity. Gene Ontology annotation, biological process: protein deubiquitination. The record is from RefSeq and is a predicted model, not a curated record. The transcript has 11 exons. Lineage: Eukaryota; Viridiplantae; Streptophyta; Magnoliopsida; Brassicales; Brassicaceae.